AUGGCCUGCAGGAGAUUCGAGCCUGCAGGGCAGAGCAGCAGUGAGGAAGCCAAGAUACCAGUUUCACCUGACCCCCAAAGUUUAGCGUUUAUGGCGGUGGAUGAAUUUGAUGGUGAGCCUUUGGGAAGGUCUGAGAAUUCAGAUGAGCAUGAGCCCAAUGAGAGAUCACAUUCCAACCAAGAAUUCAACAACGUCUCAAAGAGACGUCCUGAGCAACAGCAAGGCCAUUUUGGCCCACAACAGGAGGAGCCGAGCUUGGAUGAGUCCAGGUUGUGCCUGAUUGACACAGCCUGCACAGCAUGCAUGCACUCCAGAGAAUGGCGUCUGGCAUAUCAGCAAAGUCUACCAGACGGCGAGACAUGCUCUCCAACGGCUUCCAAGAAGAUGUUUCACUUUGCUAAUGGGCAAAGUACAGGAGAAAAGGUCACAGUCUGGCGCAUUCCCAUUUUCUUCAAGGGGUACAAGGGCGAAGUCUUUUCAGCGGAGAUACCGUCUGGAAAGGCACCACUUCUGCUUUCUAUUUCAGCCAUGACAGCUUUAGACAUGGUGGUGAUGAUGAAGGAGCGAAAGGUGCAAAUCAAGCAGUUGCAGAUUGAAGUCCCGUUGGUCACCAGCACCAACCAUCUAGGCAUCGACAUUGCCUAUGAUCAAGCGGCAGGCAUCAGCACAGGCCCAAUUUCCGAGCUGGGCGAGCCUAGAUGCAGUUCAGAACGGGAGGACUUGUUGGUUUAUUUGGCUGAGGAAGGCAGUUUUUCUUUGCUUGAGGGUGUCCCUGAGAUUCCAUGCCCAGAGUAUGCUGGUCAUGGGAAGAGACGAUGUGCGCCAGGGAGCACAAGAGGCCGCUUCUUGGUCACGCGCAUUGCAGCUAGUGAAUUUGGCUGGACAAAUUCCCAGCCCAUGGACAUUUUGGAUGGCUACGACCUUUUGAGCCAAGCAGGUGAAGCUAUCCUCUGGAGUGUGCUGACGCAGCAGCAGCCUUACCUGGUCGUCAUAGCUUUUGACUGCAAAAUUUGGUCGUUGCUAACCAACAUGAACCCAGAAGUGGAUUGGCAGCAAUUGAGACAGGUUUUUGGAAGAAAGACAUUAAAGCUGAUCAAGAAGAUUGCCAAGUACCAGCACAGCCACAACCGCAACUACUUGAUAGAAAACCCUGCCGGGUCCUUAGCUUGGUUGUUCGAAGGCAUUCUAGCAGCUUUGAUAGAGGAGGCUGAUGCCAAAUAUGCAAUAGGAGAUCAAUGCGCGUUUGGGAAGAAAGACCCUGUUUCUGGGAAGUCAGUGAAGAAGCCAACAGGUUGGCUCAGCAACAACCAGCAUGUGCUCAACAAGAUCUGCCGAAGAUGCCAGUGUCUUUGGGGAACCCAUCAGCCAGUUCUAGGUAGCAACUCCUUUGGGCAAAGGUCAAAGCAGGCAGCAGCUUACCCGCCUGCUCUGUGCCGGGCCAUCUGCCGCGGCAUCUUAGACUCCAUGAUCUCUGACUAUGUGGCCCACAUGUCCAAUUUUUGUGAUAGGGCUUUUGCAGCAGAAAAUUUAGACAGCGAUCAGGAGACCGAAAUCAUGCCUUUUUCAGACGACGAUGCCCAAAGUUCCAUCGUCCCAUCUCCAUCAAUAGCUCGAGACAAAGGGGAGGUUGAUGAGAUGAAAGCAGACUUUUGGAAAGUCGAGGAGGAUCAGUUGAUCCGAGUUCACAUAGUGCCCAGGGUUCAGCUUUUUAUCCCACUUGCAACAGAUGAGACACUGCCGGUAGAUUUUUGUAGGAUUUCCACGGAGCGUUUUCCACCAUCCACGGAGUUGAUGGGACAGUCCAGCGACAUGAGGAUGACUGGACAAACAGAGGAGAAGAGAUCACCGGCUCAGAAUGGACCGGUGAAACUCGGUUCAAGCUGCUUUCAGAGGUUGAAGCCGCUGCAAGAGAAAGCAAAAGGAAAGAGCGAGGAGAGAAAGCAGAGGAUGGUAGAGUUUUGA
Molecule: messenger RNA, 1962 nt
Organism: Cladocopium goreaui
Lineage: Eukaryota; Dinophyceae; Suessiales; Symbiodiniaceae
Source: the annotation of a GenBank genome assembly